Molecule: messenger RNA, 1591 nt
Organism: Dromaius novaehollandiae (emu)
Lineage: Eukaryota; Metazoa; Chordata; Aves; Casuariiformes; Dromaiidae
Exons: 2
Coding region: 2-910 (302 amino acids)
Source: RefSeq, a predicted model, not a curated record
GAUGGACCUGAACUUUGAUAACAUAAUCAGAUCUGUGAAGGAGGCCUCAAAGAGGCUCACCUGGGAGGCCAUCAACAGCAGCUCCAUCACUUGUGACUCAGCAAGUGAAGCCAGCUUCUCUUCAGGGACGUCUUUCUCCCCUGCUAGCGAUUAUUCCCUCACUUCAACUUUGGGGAGCCAAGCCAGCUCUUUUUCAGGGGAGUCUUUCUCCUCUUUCACUGAUGGAGAAGGUCUGGCUCAAGGCUCUAGAGUGCAGCCUGUCCUCACGUAUCCCCGGCCUAGCCAGGAGAAGCAGCAGGACCUGGCGACUCGCCCACCUGGCAGGGAAGUGGGGGCCAGCUGCCACAUGGCUGGCAGUGGCCUGCAGCAGCAGCACUUUCAGGCCCACCUGAGUGUUCCCCCCCGAUGCCCAAAGGUGCUGGCCUUCCACGUCAUGGAAACGGAGACAACUUUCUUGUACCCUGAUGCCCAAGAAGACCUGGAGGAGCGUGUCCGGAAAAAGAAACUUGAGAUGCACCUGGGGCUGCCGGCUGCUAUCUGCAAAUCCCUGCACGCUGACCUGUCCUGGCCUCCUAGCCCACCACCACUGCCUGCAAAGCCAGACACGGAGCAGGUUUCCAGCAUGCAGAGGCAAACCUUCCCAGGCAAAGCCGAGUUCAGUGCUGUGGAGUUGGAUUUCAGCUGGAAUGGCAAGGAGAGCUUGGAGUGUCUCAUCCAGGAAAAGGAAUGGCAGCAGGAAGCAGGCCUGUCAGCCAGUCUGGGUGAACCUCAGCAGGAGUUGCCAAGCUCAGCUCCUCGAACACCUCAGUGGCAUGCUGAGCCUGAUGAGGUGGUGGUUCCCAGUGUGCAGGAGCUGCCCUUCCUCAACAACACUGUCAAAAAGCAGCUAGAGCUGCACAUCAGCAGAUAAAACAGCGUGUUGGGCCGCCAGCAAGGAUCCCGGCCUGCAAGAAGGUUGCGGCCCCUGUCGCAGGGCAAAAAGCCUCCCAGCCUCCCCCUCCACACAGAGGUGCUGGGCUGCCAUAUCACUCCCCCUUGCAGCACUGGACCAGGCAUGCUCAGACCAGGUGCUCUGCAGAAGAGCCCCCAGGCCCCAAGCAGGAGAAGAGCAGGUGUCCCACAUCUCCCAUGAUGAGAGAGCAGAGACUCAGCUCUCAGAGCAGGAGGCAGCCAGAGGAAGAGAGCCCUGAAAAGGAAGAGGCUACAGACCUUGUCAUGGCAUGCCUGGGACAGCAGCAGGGUCAAGCCUGCUCUGCUCCACGUGCUUUCCUGAGAGCAGCACAGGAGAUGUCUUGGAAGGACAAGGAGGUAUCAGCCUGGAAAAGAGAGCGUGGGGGAACAGCCAGCAGCAGCAAGGACACUGAGGAGUCCCUGCUGGCCACCAGCAGGAGGGAUCAGGGUCCUGGGACACAAGGGGAUGUGCGCAGCCCUUGCCCUCCCAGCCAGGCAGAGCAGGCGUUGCUGCAGAGCAAGGGAGCUCACCAGGGGCAAUUGUGGCAGUCCCAUGAGAGCUGGAGCAGCUCCAGUGAGGACAUGAGGACACCAGAGCUGCCAUCAAAGAAGAGUGUCCCCCAGGAAAAACACGGCCAGU